AACCCACCGGAGGGAGAUUGGUGGCCUUGUUUUAAUCGCCCCAAAGAGCAAAGGUUUAUAUAUAUACAUGAAUGAGGUAUAAGCGGGUCCUCCUCCUUCAUCAAAAUUGUCAAAAUUUUUGAAGUUAUUUUUGGAGCAGUGGAGAUCCAAGGCCUUACUUUAAUGGCCCCAAAGAGCGAAGGUUGAAAAAAAUUUCAGAUGAAGGCCUUUAUAAUCCCCCUGGUUUCGUUUUUCCCGGCAAAGGGGAUUUUCCCUCGCGUUUCUCUUGCUUAGCCCACUACUUGGUUUCUUGGUGGGGAAGGGUCUAGCUAUGAGGUGGGAAAGGGUCCAGCCACUCUCUAGACAGGGCCAAGAUGGAGCUCUGGGAGAGAUGUCUGGGCCCGGUAAGCGGUGGGGUCUUAGUUGUAACGCCAUUAACGAUGGAAGGUAUCUCUAUGUUUUUGGGGGCUAUGGCAAGGACAACUGCCAGACAAACCAUGUGCACGUCUUUGACACUGCAAAACAAACAUGGAGUCAGCCUGUGAUAAAAGGAAGCCCACCCACUCCAAGGGACAGUCAUACCUGUACCACAAUUGGUGACAAUCUUUUUGUGUUUGGGGGUACUGAUGGGAUGAGCCCUCUUAAGGAUUUGCAUAUACUGGACACUUCUUUGCAUACAUGGAUUUGUCCAAGUUUAAGAGGCGAGGGGCCAGAGGCUCGAGAGGGUCAUAGCGCAACCCUCGUUGGCAAACGAUUGUUCGUGUUUGGUGGUUGUGGAAAAUCUAUCAGCAAUAAUGAUGAAGUGUACUACAAUGAUCUCUACAUAUUGAACACAGAGACAUUUGUUUGGAAACGAGCUACAACAUCUGGGACUCCGCCAUCUCCACGCGAUAGCCAUACUUGCUCAUCCUGGAAUAAUAAAGUUAUAGUCCUCGGUGGCGAAGAUGCACACGACUAUUAUUUGUCAGACGUUCACAUCCUUGACACAGAUACUCUAGUGUGGACAGAGUUGAACACUUCAGGACAAUUAUUAACGCCUCGUGCUGGUCAUACAACCAUAACUUUUGAAAAGAGAUUGUUUGUUUUUGGGGGAUUUACCGACGCCCAAAACCUAUACAACGACCUUUAUAUGCUCGAUAUUGAAACCGGUGUAUGGACCAAGAUCACAACUACGGGUGAUGGACCUUGUGCUAGAUUUUCAGUGGCUGGAGACUGUUUAGAUCCUUACAAAGUUGGCGUGCUUGCUCUUUUAGGCGGUUGCAAUAAGAGUCUCGAGGCUCUCGAUGAUAUGUAUUACUUGUUCACAGGACUUGCAAGGGAAAGUGAGAGGAAACCAGAGAAGUUGUCUUUGAGAAAGCAAUUGAAGUUGAAAUGUCAAGAACAGAAUCCAAAUGCUAUUCAUGGAAGAGCUGUGGUUCAAAAUGGAAUUAGUACUGAUUUGUUCCCACCCAUCCCUGUGCAAGCCUAUGAGGUUCCAUACAAACAUGAUGUUCCUUUGAAUCAAUCUCAGCAUCUUCAAGGAAAGAAAAGUUUUCGAGCCAAAGUUACGGAAACCAUACCAAAUGGAUACAUAAUUGAAACCGUUAUCGAUGGGAGACCUCUGCGUGGAAUAUUGUUUUCCAACAGACCAAUCCCUACUAACUUUGCUCAUCAUAGCACUAAUAGGAAGAGGACUUUGGGAGAUAUUGGCACAGUAUCGAAUGGCGAUCACAGCAUCAAGUCAAAGACUUCUCGAUCGACCGAGGAAGAUGAAGUAGAUAAUGGACACGAGGAGGGUAGUAAUGUAAAGGCAUCUACUGUGCACGAACCCGAGAUGGCUGUCACUUCGACUAUGCUCGUAACAGAGCCAGCAUCAUCAGCUGCUUCACUACCAUCUACUAAGGUGAGUUUGAGUCCACAAUUUCCUCCUUUGAGUCUAAAUAGUAUUCCAAUGCACGUUGCAAUGGAUAUCGAUGUUCAAAUUUCUCGAGACACGAAAACAAACGAUGCGCUGGAUUCCAUGGCAGACAUUCAGAAACAAAGUAUUCCAACACCAGCUUCAGACAAAACUAUUUCCUUUUUUCCCGACCGAGAUGACCGAAGACCAGCUGCUGCUUUCGGGGAGACAAUUGAAGUUUCAAAAUGGUCGUGGAAACGAUGAACGAGCGACAAAAUACACUUGUGACGAUAACCAUUAUGCACAAAACCCCUGUAGCCAUGUACAUUCAUAGGAGCGCACAGAUGCACACUAGGAAACUGCUGUGAUCUUACCAUCUUCUAACACAUCUACAUCAUAUCAUGACGAAUCCUUUCAUUGAUUUUGUGCUGAUUCGAGUCGUGCACAUAACACUAGUCUGUCCAUUUGAAUCAGCCACUCGCUCGGUCCUUCGUCGCAGCCUCUUACAGACUGUCAUUCUCAUUCGAGGAGGAAACAACCGUCGUUUAGCUAGCUUUGCUCACUUUCAGCACGUUCUAGUUGCAUCCUCUUGUGUACAUGGAAAGAUUAGUCCCAUGGAGAAGUAGAUAGGUAUUAUGUAAUGCCAUCAAUAGCCCUGUAGGGGGUGUGUAUGUAGGUGUAUGUACUGUUCGAUUUUUUUUAGUAGAGUUGAGAGAUCGAACCAAUUGGUUCGGUUCAAUUU
Messenger RNA from Cucurbita maxima (winter squash), 2597 nucleotides. RefSeq names its product RING finger protein B. Lineage: Eukaryota; Viridiplantae; Streptophyta; Magnoliopsida; Cucurbitales; Cucurbitaceae. The record is from RefSeq and is a predicted model, not a curated record. The coding region runs from base 311 to 2119 and encodes 602 amino acids. Gene Ontology annotation, molecular function: protein binding. The transcript is spliced from 12 exons.